This is a messenger RNA of Pteropus alecto (black flying fox), 2301 nucleotides long. It is a transcript of the gene GJB3, whose product is annotated as gap junction protein beta 3. Gene Ontology annotation, biological process: cell communication. Gene Ontology annotation, cellular component: connexin complex. The transcript is spliced from 2 exons. NCBI's taxonomy places the organism in Eukaryota, Metazoa, Chordata, Mammalia, Chiroptera, Pteropodidae. The coding region runs from base 683 to 1495 and encodes 270 amino acids. The record is from RefSeq and is a predicted model, not a curated record.
AAAAGAUCCCCCAUCUCCUUUCCAAGCACAGAAUUUGCUGCUCCCCUUCCCCGUUUGGGCACAGGGUCUGCCCCCAACUCUGGUUCUCCAAAGUGCACAUGCUUCAUUGGAAGACGCAGGCUGAGAUGGCACGGCCGUCGGAAGACCUGUUGUAGGGGGAGGACAGGCCCCCAACGGUGCCCCCACUCAGGGUCGACUCCAAGCGUCAGGGCGGAGACAGUCACCCACAGGGCGCAGGCACAGUAUCCGUGGUAAUGUGCGUGGGCGAGUCGUGAUUGCAGUCCGUCCCAGGGCCACAGCUCUUAACAGUUUAUAGUGCUUCACGCCUCUAAUCUCAUUGGAGCCUUUGCAAUAGCCCUGCCCAUAGGCACCGAUGCCCCUAUUCACACGUGAAGAAACUGAGGCUUUACGAGCUAGAAGCCCCUCCGAAGGUUGCCCGGGAAACGUGUGACCCUGUAGGGACGAGAACCCGACCCUCGGCGGCCGGGCCGGCUCCCGGGCUCCUCCCCCAACCCUCCCUCCUCCACGCGGUCCCCGGGGUGUGCCUGCCGCUGCGCGCGCCUCGCCGCGACUACACGGCCGGGGCUCCGGCAGCCCCCCGCCUCGAGGACGCGGGGUCCCGGACCCGCGGAGGCCCCGCCGCUGAAGGUGUGCACGGUCCUCAGCGCCCCUACCAGGCACCAUGGACUGGAAGACACUCCAGGCCCUACUGAGUGGUGUGAACAAGUACUCCACAGCAUUUGGGCGCAUCUGGCUGUCAGUGGUGUUUGUCUUCCGUGUGUUGGUGUACGUGGUGGCCGCAGAGCGCGUGUGGGGAGACGAGCAGAAGGACUUUGACUGCAACACCAAGCAGCCGGGCUGCACCAAUGUGUGCUAUGACAACUUCUUCCCCAUCUCCAACAUCCGCCUCUGGGCCCUGCAGCUCAUCUUCGUCACAUGCCCCUCGCUGCUGGUUAUCCUGCACGUGGCCUACCGUGAGGAGCGGGAGCGGCGGCACCGCCAGAAGCACGGUGACCAGUGCGCCAAGCUAUACGACAAUGCGGGCAAGAAGCACGGCGGCCUGUGGUGGACCUACCUGUUCAGCCUCAUCUUCAAGCUCAUCAUCGAAUUCGUCUUCCUCUAUGUGCUGCACACUCUCUGGUAUGGCUUCGGCAUGCCACGCCUGGUACAGUGUGCCAAUGUGGCACCCUGCCCCAAUACCGUAGACUGCUACAUUGCCCGGCCCACCGAGAAAAAGGUCUUCACCUACUUCAUGGUGGGCGCCUCUGCUGUCUGCAUCGUGCUCACCAUCAGCGAGAUCUGCUACCUCAUCUUCCACAGGGUCCUAAGAGGCAUGCGCAAGAGCAAGCCCACAGGCUGUCACAACCACAGAUCCUGUGCCAGCCGGGCCUCCACCUGCCGCUGCCACCACAAGCUGGUGGAUGCUGGGGAGCUGGGCCUGGACUCAAGUGGUGACAAGCUACAUGCUUCAGCACCCAUCCAGACCCCCAUCUGACCACGGGCUGGGUAGCGAUACCGGGGCUGCCAACAGAAACAGGUUGGGAGGUAUUGUGCCGGUGGAGGGGUCCUACAGGUGCUGGGUGUCUCCACUUUGAAUUCACUAAGCUAUGCAAUUUCAUUUGGGGCAGAUACUUUUUGAGCACUGGGCACUGUGCUAAAUACCUGGGUAUAGAUCACACCACAGGCCCAGUGCCACCCCUUGGGGGAGACAGACACUGAAACAAGCAAAUUAACUACUGCCCACAGGGGAUGCUCAGGGCACUCAUAGCAGAGCUUCUGCCUAACCCUAGAGGCAGCGAUCAGGUGAGACUUCCCUGAGGAAGUAGUAUUUAAGAGAGGUGAGAAGUACUUCCAAGCAGAGAGAACGGCAGGCACAGAGGCCCAGAGGCCACAAAAAGAGAGAUGCUUGCCCUGAGUUGGAUGCACCAGACCAAAAAGAAUCUUCCUUCCCUCUGGAGAAUCACCCAGAUUCCUGCAGUGGAGAGGAAGGAUUCUGCCAGCACUCGGAGGUCUGGAGGCCUGAGAAUGAAGUUGGGAAGAGGAGGAGGAGGCUCUGGCACCAGCCACUCCUCAAGACAACCAGAGAUCCUGUGAGUCAUUACUGCUCUCAAGGGAAGUCCUCCUACCCCAGACUCCGCUCUCCCAGCCGCAGAAAGCCUUGUUCCCAUCUUCCUCCCUACAAACGUGCUCGGUCUGGUGCCAGCCUUUCAGAUCUGCUCCGUGGGACCCAGGGUGGAUGCCCUGAUAGGAACAUCCCCAAGGCAGUUUCCUUGGAAUCAAUAAAGGCUGUGUUUUAUACAG